AUGGCUGGUCCAGAGUCAGAAAGCAGCCUCUCUGGAGACACUGAGGCACCAGAGGACCAAAGCAAUGGGGAUGGUUCUCAUCAGUCCUGGUUUAUCGAGAUUGGAAAAGCUAAAAAGGCCAAAAGGGCGGCUCUGAUCCAGAGCGUCGAGAGACUGUGUGCCUCACAAACAGCCCGCAGCAAAGCUGUCCUGGACAGACUGCAGGACACCUUCCCUACACCUCAGCUUCCAGCAAGCCUCUCACCACUCCCCGAAUCGUCACCGAGAGGAAAGAAGGUCAAGCACGCUUCGAAUGUGAAGGACAAAAGUAGCCAGACACAGGACACCAAGCAGAUAUGUAAUGAGGAGGAUUGCGUGUUUCAGAAGAAGCAACUUCCAGGUGGUCAGGCGGCGGCACAGGGUGGUCCAUUGCCCAACAUUUCAGGUGAAUGCGGAGACAUGGGGGAAACCCUGAGCCCUGUAGACGCACACACACCCAGAGAGAUGAGGUUUUCCACCGAUCUGAGGAGCUGGCCCAGCUCAACCCUCACCCCAGCUCCUCACCCGGGACCUAAACCCAGGAGACAGUCUCGACUCCCGGUGAUAAUAGGCAGAGCAGACAAAGAAGCGCCUGGAUGCAGACUUCAGUCAGCUACAGCUGAAAAGGAGCCGUUACCACAAAGACUGCAGCGCCACGUUGACCGCACUGGCUCACCUCAGCCGCUGACCUCUUCGAAGAAGAUGGCCAUCGUCGCAGCACAACCUGCGGAGUUCGUCCCAACUGACAGAACAGGACCUCUCCAUGAGAAAACUCUCAGUCCUCCAAAGUUCGACUCCAUGGCAGGAAAGACUAGAUUCCCACCCCUGACCGACACGUCAGAGAGCGCGCCCCCCUGGCUCAGACAACUCAGCUCCCACAACUGGGAAAAGAAAAUGGAUGGGAUGAAAUGUGUCGCAGAUCUGGCACAGCACCAUCCAGAGCAACUGAAGACCAAACUGCACGAAGUCUGCCGAGUCUUGAUAGAGGAGGUUAAAAACCAGCGUCCUUCUUUAGCCGGCGCUGUUAUUGACACCAUAGCAGAGCUCCACACUCAGCUGGGAAAGUCAAUGGACCCCGAGGCAGAAAGGACCAGUGACGCUCUGCUGCUGAAGCUGGCACAGACCAACAACGAGUUUGUUCACCAGAGAGCUAAUCUGGCCCUGGACGCACUGGUGAAGGGCUGCAGUCCUGCUAAGGUCCUGAAUGUUCUGCUCAGCACAGGCCUGAGUCAUCACUGUGCUGCAGUGAGAGAAAGCGCGGCGCAGCACAUUCACCAGCUGAAAAACGUCACCGGAGAGGAUUACAUCCUGAAAGCAGGAAGGAGGUUUUCAGGAGGUUUCCUUAUUGCGGUCAGCAAGAUGUGUGUGGAUUCUAAUCCUGGCGUCAGGAAUCAUGGACAGGAAAUGCUGUGGGAAUUUGCUCAGCACGCAGAGUUUAUGGUCCAGUGGCAGAAGGCUGUCCCCGCUAAGGCCAGGGCUCAACUGGUCAAACUUUUGAAGAGGAUGAGACGGCAAAAGGCUCAAUGGACAAGAACUGAGGUAGAGAUUUGUCCAGCAGAUGGCCCUGUUGAGCAAGGCUGAUCCUGCAAAAAGAAGAUGGCUCCCUUGGGAAAGAAAUGUCUGUCGUUUAGUUGUACAAGACUGUUCCAGGGACAGACAAGGGACAAAUUAAAAAUAAUAAGACAGUGACAGUGGAAGAUGAUUUUCUGUAACCAACUAGUCAUUAAACCAACUGAACAAAUGAUCAAAGAAAAAGUUUCCAUU
Molecule: messenger RNA, 1782 nt
Organism: Xiphophorus hellerii (green swordtail)
Lineage: Eukaryota; Metazoa; Chordata; Actinopteri; Cyprinodontiformes; Poeciliidae
Product: TOG array regulator of axonemal microtubules protein 1-like
Exons: 8
Coding region: 1-1599 (532 amino acids)
Biological process (GO): microtubule cytoskeleton organization
Cellular component (GO): cytoplasmic microtubule
Molecular function (GO): microtubule binding
Source: RefSeq, a predicted model, not a curated record